Messenger RNA from Microtus oregoni (creeping vole), 1143 nucleotides. RefSeq names its product serpin family B member 7 (gene Serpinb7). Lineage: Eukaryota; Metazoa; Chordata; Mammalia; Rodentia; Cricetidae. Gene Ontology annotation, molecular function: serine-type endopeptidase inhibitor activity. The transcript has 7 exons. Gene Ontology annotation, biological process: negative regulation of endopeptidase activity. Bases 1 to 1143 code for a protein of 380 amino acids. The record is from RefSeq and is a predicted model, not a curated record.
AUGGCCUCCCUUGCUGCAGCAAAUGCAGAAUUUGGCUUCGACUUAUUCAGAGAAAUGGAUAACUGUCAAGGAAAUGGAAAUGUAUUCUUCUCUUCCCUGAGCCUCUUCACUGCCCUGACCCUAAUCCGUCUGGGUGCUCGAGGUGACUGUGCACAUCAGAUUGACAAGGCACUUUACUUUAACGCCCCAUCAAGGCAAGGAGACUGCUCUAACAACCAGUCAGGACUGCAGCAUCAAUUGAAAAGAGUUCUCACUGACAUAAACUCAUCCCAUAAGGAUUAUGAACUCAGCAUUGUCAAUGGACUUUUUGCAGAAAAAGUGUUUGACUUUCAUAAGAAUUACAUUGCUUGUGCUGAAAAGUUAUACAAUGCCAAAGUGGAAAGAGUUGACUUUACAAAUGAUAUAGAAGAAACCAGAUAUAAAAUUAAUAAAUGGAUUGAAAAUGAGACACAUGGAAAAAUCAAGAAGGUGUUAGGUGGCAGCAGCCUCAGUUCCUCAGCUGUGAUGGUGCUGGUGAAUGCUGUUUACUUCAAAGGCAGAUGGAAGUCUGCCUUCACCAAGAGCGAGACCCUCAAGUGCCGUUUCAGGUCUCCCACGUGUCCUGAAAAGGCAGUUGCUAUGAUGCAUCAAGAACGGAGGUUCAAUAUGUCUACAAUUCAGGACCCACCCAUGCAGGUUCUCGAACUCCAAUAUCAUGGUGACAUAAGCAUGUACAUCAUGCUGCCAAGGAAUGACCUAUCCCAAGUUGAAAGCAAACUGAGCUUUCGGAAUCUAAUGGAGUGGACCAAUAGGAGGAAAAUGAAAUCUCAGUAUGUGGAGGUGUUUCUUCCUCAGUUCAAGAUAGAGAAGAAUUAUGAGAUGAGAGGCCACUUGAAGCCCCUAGGGUUGCAGGACAUCUUUGAUGAGUCCAGAGCAGACCUCUCUGGAAUUGCUUCUGGAGGUCGUCUCUAUAUCUCAAAGCUAAUGCACAAAUCAUUCAUAGAGGUCACAGAGGAGGGCAGCGAGGCCACUGCUGCCACAGAAAAUGACAUUGUUGAAAAGCAGCUCCCUGAAUCCACAGUGUUCAGAGCUGAUCACCCCUUUCUGUUUGUCAUCAGGAAAAAUGGUAUCAUUUUAUUUACUGGUAAAGUCGCCUGUCCUUGA